GGGCCGUGCUCUGCUACUGUCUAUGGCUCUGCUCUGCUGUUGUUUAGUUUACCUUUUGCCUCUGGAGGUUACGAAGCAAGACCACUGUGUAAGUCAUUAAUUUUAAGGACAUGAGUGUACCAGCCAUCACAGACGCUAAAUGCGUUUUGGAAGAGAAAAUGGAUGAGGGCAUCCCAGACCUUCCCAGUGGUCCACUUGACAUCUACAGGAAGAGAGCAUCCUUCAGCUGGAAGGACAUGAUGCGGUAUCUGGAGGGUGAUGAAAUCAUUGCAUUCAAGCAGCACGUGUUCAGAACAUUGGAGAGUGACCCGCUAUUUGCCCGGCAGCCUGGGGAGGAUGUCUCAGUGGAGCAGAAGCGAGAGCUCACCUUCCGCCGCUGUAAACAGCUAUUUAAGUAUGACUUUUUAACACGUGAUGAUGUCAUGCAGAAUCCCUGGAAGAUGACCAUCUUCAAUGACUGCCUGGGAAUGUAUGACUGGUCUUUGGGAGCCAAGUACUUGCUUAACAAAGGGAUGUUUGGAGCCACAGUGGCAAACACAGGAUCUCAGAGGCACCUUAAGUUUGUGAAGGACAUUGAGCAAAUGAUGACAUUUGGAUGCUUUUCAUUGACAGAGCUGAGCCAUGGCAGCAACACAAGAGCCAUGAGGACGACAGCCAGAUAUGACCCCAGCACUCAGGAGUUUGUGAUCAACUCUCCAGACUUUGAAGCAGCAAAGUUCUGGGUAGGGAACUUGGGAAAGACAGCCACUCAUUCAGCCGUAUUUGCACAGCUUUACACCCCUGAUGGACAAUGUCACGGCCUUCACUCUUUUGUAGUCCAAGUCAGGGACCCAAAGACCUUGCUGGCAAUGCCAGGAGUGAUGGUUGGGGAUAUUGGAAAUAAACUGGGUCAGAACGGUCUGGAUAAUGGUUUUGCAGUGUUUUACAAUCUGAGGAUACCUCGGGAAAACUUGCUUAACAAAACAGGAGAUGUUACGCCUGAUGGGCGCUACGUUUCACCUUUUAAAGACCCCAAUAAGCGGUUUGGGGCGUCUUUAGGGGCUCUGUCAGGAGGCAGGGUGAGCAUUACGAGGAUGGCACUGGUCAAUCUGAAGCUGGCGGUGACUGUGGCUGUGCGAUUCUCCGCCACACGCAGACAGUUCGGUCCCAAAGAGGACGAGGAGAUUCCGGUGCUGGAAUAUCAGCUACAGCAAUGGCGUCUUAUUCCAUUUCUGGCUGCCGUGUACGCGCUGGAGCACUUCACCAAAUCCUUCUUCAUGAACUUUGUCGAAUUUCAAAUUGGACUCCUAAUGAAGGACAAAAGCAACAGACAGGCUGAACUAGGCAGAGAGAUCCAUGCCAUAUCAUGCGCUAGUAAACCUCUGGGAUCGUGGACAGCCCAGCGAGGCAUUCAGGAAUGUCGGGAGGCGUGUGGAGGACACGGCUACCUUGCCAUGAACCGGCUGGGAGACGUGCGCGAUGACAAUGACCCAAACUGCACUUAUGAGGGAGACAACAACGUUCUCCUUCAGCAGACCAGCAACUAUCUGCUUAGCUGGCUCCAGCACAAACAGGAAGGUAAAGGAAGGAUUGAAUCCCCCCUUGAGACUGUGAACUUUUUAGAGGACAUGAGCAGCAUUCUGCAGAGCAAGUUCACAGUUGGCUCAGUGGAAGAGUGCAUGAACUCAGCCGUGCCUCUUGCGGUGUAUAAGUGGUUGGUGUGUUUCUUACUGGGUGAGAGCCAGAGGAAGCUGUCUCAUGAGCAAUCCUCUGGACUGGGAGACUUUGAGGCACGAAACAACAGCCAAGUGUAUUACUGUCGCUCAUUGGCUAUUGCCUUUAUUGAGCACACAAUGCUGCAGCGUUUCCAUGACCAGAUAAAGGAUGAACAGACUCCAGCUGCUCUCAGAUCAGUGCUGGGGCGUCUCUGUGCUCUCUAUGGCCUGUGGACUCUCACCAACCACAUGGCCAUCCUGUAUCAAGGAGGUUAUUUCUCUGGUUGUCAGCCGGUUGACUUCAUCCAGACAGCCAUUCUCACGCUGUGUGGGCAGCUGAAGGAUGAUGCUGUGGCAUUGGUUGAUGUGAUCGCUCCUCCUGACUUCAUCCUGAACUCACCCAUUGGCAAAGCAGAUGGUGAGCUCUACAAAAACCUGUGGUCUACAGUCAUGCAGGGUAAGAACGUCUUGGAACGGCCAUCUUGGUGGGCUGAGUUUUGCUCUGACAAACCUGCAGUUGGAUCUCUCCGAGCCAAACUGUAACUCCUCAAGGUGGUCAGCUGUUUGGAAAACAGGAUCGUUGCAGACAUUCGUCGGUUUGUUCUUUACGCCAAACAGUUUUAUGAUAUUGAUAUAAUACUGUCAAACAGUUUUAAUUGAUAAAUUCAGUCUUGAUUAUGUUAUGAGCUUAUGGAAAAAGACAGGGAGGUUCCAAGAAAAAUCUCAACCAUGUUGAUCACAGUGAAAAUUAUGAACAGAUACACUUAAAUUUCCUAAGAUCAGCAUAAACUAAUAUGUGUGGUGCACUAUACACAUUAAUAAGAGCACUCAUAACGCUUUCUAAUUCAAUGUGCCAAUUCAUUGGUUUGGUUUGACUCGAAAAGGUUUGAAUUAAAGGCUGUCAGACCUAUUGUUUGAAUGCACAAAUUACUUAACCAUAACUAAACCCUCAAUAACAGUGUUGAGAGUCUAACUAAUUUUACAACAUUUUGUCAUGUUGAUGUCAUGGAUGAUGAAUGAUUGUUUAAUACAUUAUAUGCUAUAAUAUGCAAGAAUGUAAUUAUAUUUAAUUGUUACUUUUUAUCAAAAUAAAUACUUUAAAUUCUUUGAA
Pimephales promelas (fathead minnow) is the source of this 2805-nucleotide messenger RNA. It is a transcript of the gene acox3, whose product is annotated as acyl-CoA oxidase 3, pristanoyl. The record is from RefSeq and is a predicted model, not a curated record. Gene Ontology annotation, biological process: lipid homeostasis; fatty acid beta-oxidation using acyl-CoA oxidase. Lineage: Eukaryota; Metazoa; Chordata; Actinopteri; Cypriniformes; Leuciscidae. Gene Ontology annotation, cellular component: peroxisome. Gene Ontology annotation, molecular function: fatty acid binding; FAD binding; pristanoyl-CoA oxidase activity.